Messenger RNA from Cyphellophora europaea CBS 101466, 1827 nucleotides. RefSeq lists its product as uncharacterized. The transcript has a single exon. NCBI's taxonomy places the organism in Eukaryota, Fungi, Ascomycota, Eurotiomycetes, Chaetothyriales, Cyphellophoraceae. Gene Ontology annotation, molecular function: protein-disulfide reductase activity; thiol oxidase activity; FAD binding. The record is from RefSeq and is a predicted model, not a curated record. Gene Ontology annotation, cellular component: endoplasmic reticulum; endoplasmic reticulum membrane. The coding region runs from base 1 to 1827 and encodes 608 amino acids. Gene Ontology annotation, biological process: protein folding in endoplasmic reticulum.
AUGCGAGAGUCUGCCGCUCGUUUCUAUCUCGCCGUCUUCGCACUCCUCGUCCCCCACGUCGUCCUCGGCGAACCACAAUGCGCCCUCAAUCCGAAUUCGAUAGUAACGGAUGCCUGCACUUCUUACGCCGCUCUAGAUAAACUGAACAGUGACAUUGCACCCUCAUUACAAGACCUUACCACCGAGACCGACUUCUUCGCCUAUUACCGCCUGAACUUGUACAACAAAGUAUGUCCGUUCUGGACGGACGAAAGUUCCAUAUGCGGCAACCGCGCAUGUGCCGUGGAUACGAUAGAAGAUGAGCGAGACAUCCCGGAGAUCUGGCGAGCGGAAGAGUUGAGCAAGUUGGAGGGCAUGAAAGCGAAGCAUCCGGGUCGCCAACAGCAAAAGGAGAGGCCCAAGCAGCGGCCGUUGCAAUACCAACUCGGAGAGAACGUGGAUGAGUCCUGCGUGCUGGAAGACGACGAUGAAUGUGACGAGCGAGACUACUGUGUGCCGGAAGACGAGGGUGCGGCUGCCAAAGGCGACUACGUCUCUCUGGUCAACAACCCCGAACGCUUCACCGGCUACUCUGGUGAAGGCGCUCGUCAGGUCUGGGAUUCCAUCUACAAGGAGAAUUGCUUCACAAGCCAAGGUCCGCUUGCUACCAAGAGCGCCCAUAGGCAGCAGGAGGCAGCACAGUCCCUCCGCAACGUCUUCCAAGAGUACGGCCGCACCCAUCUCGACAUGCCGGCUGCCCACUCCGAUGAUAUGUUCGACCCUGCCGCCCUGGACGAUGAGUGUAUUGAGCAGCGGGCCUUCUACCGUGUGAUUUCCGGCAUGCACACCUCCAUCUCCACGCACCUCUGCUACGACUACUUCAACCAGUCCACCGGCACCUGGUUCCAUAACACCACCUGCUACCGCCAGCGCCUGCACAACUAUCCCGACCGCCUGUCCAACGUCUACUUCAACUACGCGCUUGUGACCCGCGCCAUCGUCAAGCUCCGCAAACAUCUGGAGCACUACACCUUCUGCUCCGGCGACACAGAGCAAGAUUUCAGCACCAAGCAAAAGGUGCUCGCGUUGGCCGACAGCAUCGCCCGGACUCCCAACACGUUCGACGAGUCCCUCCUCUUCCAGACCGAUCUCUCACUCAAGGAUGACUUCAAGCACCGCUUCCGCAACGUGUCGCGCAUCAUGGACUGCGUCGGCUGCGACAAGUGCCGCCUGUGGGGCAAAGUGCAGACAGCCGGCUACGGCGCCGCGCUGAAAGUGCUCUUCGAGUUCGACGAGACCAAGAAUGGCGAGAACCCUCACCUCCGCCGCACCGAGCUGGUCGCCCUGGUCAACACCCUCGGCCGCAUCAGCCACAGCCUGGAAGCCCUCCGCUGGUUCCGCCAGGCCAUUGCCGACGAGGACGCGCGUGAGGCACAGAGAGGUGGCGCCGCUCCCGUCUCUGUCAACGCCGUUUCAACUUCCGACCCGCCUCGCAAACCCGCCGUCAAGCCCUCAGCGGACACUCAGCCUCCGCAGCCCCUGGUCUCGAGUAAAUCGUCCAAAGCGGCAGCGGGCAACACCGAUGACGACGACGACGACUACCCGCCGCAGCAAGACCCACCUCGCCAGGAACCCUUGUCCAUUACCGAAAUGUUCUGGGAGGAGUGGCACCUCGUCUGGCGCGCCUACCGCCUCGUGCUGCGCAGCUGGGUCGAGCUGCCCCUCAAGCUGUGGUCCAUCGGCAUCAUGGAAACCAACCGCCUGUGGAGCUGGUGGAUCGGCUUGCCGGUUCCUGAGCGCAGUUGGGGCCUCGAGUGGCCUAAGGUGCCGAGACGGGAUGAGCUUUGA